AUGGGAAAGGACGCAAAAGACCAGCCUGAUGCAGGGCUCAGGAGUUUGAACCAUUAUUCCAACCAACUCCCCCUCUGGCGCUAUUGGCCGCGACAGAAACUACUACCUUUAAUCCGAUAUGAGACCCCGUAUCUGGCGUGGGUGCAGGAGAAAGUCCGCACCCCGACCCUGGACUCAUACUUUGCCUUCACAGCUAAUCUGGGCACCCACACAUUCUUCAUGGUCUUUUUGCCGUUCCUCUUCUGGUGUGGCCACACCAGUCUAGGUCGUGGAUUAGUGCACAUCCUCGCUGCUGGUGUGUUCUUCAGUGGCUUCAUCAAGGACUUGCUAUGUCUUCCUCGGCCGCUGUCCCCGCCUUUACAGCGCAUCACCAUGUCCGGAUCCGCUGCCCUCGAAUACGGCUUCCCGUCCACACACUCUACCAACGCUGUAUCUGUUGCCGUGUAUGCGAUCGCUCUGCUCAAUUCCCCCGACUCGACCGUUAGCCCGCAGACAAGCUUGAUCCUCCAGACAGUCACAUACCUCUAUGUCACCUCGAUUGUAUUGGGUCGGCUUUACUGUGGUAUGCAUGGAAUGCUUGAUGUGGUUGUUGGAUCCAUAAUGGGUGCAUUGAUCGGUCUCGCCCAAUUCAGCUGGGGCCCGGCUUUCGACGACUAUAUCCUGUCGGCGUCACUGAAGGGUAUUCUGAUUGUUCCCAUUGCCAUUCUGGUGUUGGUUCGCAUCCAUCCAGAACCGGCGGACUCAUGCCCCUGCUUUGAUGACAGUGUUGCCUUCGCGGGUGUGACACUCGGUGUUGAUGUGGGCUCGUGGUACUUCACUCAGUCUAGCCUCGCCUGGGCAGAACCUCUUCCUGGGACCAUCCCAUACCGAUAUGAAGAUCUUGGCUUGGCAAAGACUGCGAUUCGUCUCGUUGUAGGAGUUUUGUGUGUCUUCGCAUGGAGAGAGAUCACAAAGCCCACGCUACUUCGCAUUCUACCUCCCGUCUUCCGCAGCUUGGAGAAACUUGGACUUCUCCUACCUCGGAGAUUUUUCACCACCGCAUCCCAAUAUACAACCGUCCCUUCCAACUUGAAGGACCACGACGUGCUUCCCAACUUUUCAGAAAUCCCUGGUCUCAUCACCACCAUGCGGCACCCGCGUCGGCGGGCCGUCUCAAUCGGUCCUCAGUCUGAAGCUGAUGCUUACGAGACUCUGGCUUACCGCGAGAAACGCCGACGUGAAAGCCAGUCCGGCAGCAACCGUGACUCGCCCGCCGACGGAGAGAACAAGCCCAACGGGUCUCCUCUCGUGUUUAGAAAGACAACUACAGUAGAUGAGUAUGAGCACAUGAUGGGUAGAGGGAGCCCACAAUCGACUGCCGUAGAGGCCGAUGGCGGUAUUCCCCGGUCCUCGCCACUUCCACCACCCGAAUAUGAAACAUCCCGGGCGGACGAGAAGGAGUUGUUCUCCCAGAUCAAGAAGCCCCGUGUGCGGUACGAUGUGGAGGUUGUCACAAAGCUAGUUGUUUACGCCGGGAUCCCGUGGGUCGUCAUCAAUGUGGCACCCCCUGUUUUCGAAAUGAUUGGACUAGGGGUUCCUCUCUAG
Penicillium odoratum is the source of this 1584-nucleotide messenger RNA. RefSeq names its product phosphatase PAP2 family protein. NCBI's taxonomy places the organism in Eukaryota, Fungi, Ascomycota, Eurotiomycetes, Eurotiales, Aspergillaceae. The transcript has 5 exons. Gene Ontology annotation, molecular function: sphingosine-1-phosphate phosphatase activity. The record is from RefSeq and is a predicted model, not a curated record. Bases 1 to 1584 code for a protein of 527 amino acids. Gene Ontology annotation, cellular component: endoplasmic reticulum membrane.